UCCACACAACACCUCAAGUUAGUCACCAUUCAACUCAUCGAGCUUUUCUAUACCCUUUCAACUUCAAGAAAUGGCAGCAGUUGAAGCCAAUGGUACCCUUCAAGCAAACACCAAAACCACCACAGAGCCUGUGCGUCCUUUGGCCAAUUUCCCUCCUUCUGUAUGGGGUGAUCGUUUCUUGUCAUUCUCUCUUGACAAUACGGAAUUGGAAGGAUAUGCAAAAGCCAUGGAGGAGCCCAAAGAAGAAGUGAGAAGAUUGAUCGUAGAUCCAACAAUGGAUUCAAAUAAGAAACUAAGUUUGAUUUAUUCUGUACAUCGACUUGGUUUGACAUAUCUUUUCUUGCAAGAGAUAGAAGCACAGCUUGACAAUAUUUUCAAAGCGUUUAAAUUGCAAGAUUAUGAUGAAGUUGAUCUAUACACAACUUCUAUUAACUUUCAAGUUUUCCGACACCUUGGUCACAAACUGCCUUGUGAUGUGUUUAACAAAUUCAAGGACAGCAGCUCGGGUACAUUCAAGGAAUCCAUUACCAACGAUGUGAAGGGUAUGCUAGGUCUAUAUGAAUGUGCGCAAUUGAGAUUACGAGGUGAAUCGAUUCUAGAUGAAGCCUCAGCAUUCACUGUAACUCAGCUAAAGAGUGUAGUAAACACUCUUGAAGGAAAACUUGCACAGCAGGUAUUACAAUCAUUGAAGAGACCAUUCCAUCAAGGGAUGCCAAUGGUUGAGGCAAGGUUUUAUUUCUCCAACUAUGAUGAAGAAUGUUCCACACAUGAGUCGCUAGUAAAGCUUGCAAAGCUGCAUUUCAACUAUUUGCAGCUACAACAAAAGGAAGAACUUCGCAUUGUCUCAAAGUGGUGGAAGGAUAUGAGGUUCCAGGAAACUACUCCAUAUAUAAGGGAUAGAGUACCAGAGAUUUACUUAUGGAUUUUGGGAUUGUACUUUGAGCCUCGUUAUUCCUUGGCACGAAUCAUCGCCACAAAAAUUACAUUGUUUCUUGUGGUGCUAGAUGACACAUACGAUGCAUAUGCUACCAUCGAAGAGAUUCGACUUCUAACAGAUGCCAUAAAUAGGUGGGACAUUAGUGCUAUUGAGCAAAUUCCGGAAUACAUUCGACCAUUCUACAAAAUUCUCCUAGACGAGUAUGCGGAACUUGAGAAACAACUAGCUAAAGAAGGAAGAGCAAAAAGCGUCAUUGCUUCAAAAGAAGCGUUCCAAGACAUUGCUAGAGGCUACCUUGAAGAGGCCGAGUGGACGAACAGUGGUUAUGUUGCAUCAUUUCCAGAGUAUAUGAAGAACGGGUUAGUUACAUCUGCCUACAAUGUUAUUUCGAAAUCUGCCUUAGUGGGUAUGGGUGAGAUGGUUAGUGAAGAUGCUUUGGCCUGGUAUGAGAGUCAUCCAAAGACUUUGCAAGCUUCAGAGUUAAUUUCAAGACUCCAAGAUGAUGUCAUGACUUACCAGUUUGAGCGAGAAAGGGGUCAAUCAGCCACUGGUGUUGACUCAUAUAUCAAGACGUAUGGCGUGUCAGAAAAGGAAGCUAUUGAUGAGCUGAAUAAAAUGAUUGAAAAUGCAUGGAAGGAUAUAAACGAGGGAUGCCUUAAGCCAAGAGAAGUCUCUAUGGAUUUGCUUGCCCCAAUUCUUAAUCUUGCAAGAAUGAUAGAUGUGGUAUACAGGUACGACGAUGGGUUUACUUUUCCGGGAAAGACCAUGAAAGAGUAUAUUACCCUUUUGUUUGUUGGUUCGUCACCUAUGUAAUAAAUUAAUAAUUGUUGUUUCAUAUUUUUGUUGUUUCAUAUGUUCAUUACAAUUUUCCCAAUGAUGAAUAAUAAAUAUAUUGUGGUCGGGUA
Messenger RNA from Lactuca sativa (garden lettuce), 1842 nucleotides. RefSeq names its product germacrene A synthase short form. Gene Ontology annotation, molecular function: magnesium ion binding; terpene synthase activity. Gene Ontology annotation, biological process: diterpenoid biosynthetic process. The record is from RefSeq and is a predicted model, not a curated record. Lineage: Eukaryota; Viridiplantae; Streptophyta; Magnoliopsida; Asterales; Asteraceae.